UGAUUGUUCAAUAUAAAAAUCAAAUUUCAAAUGAAACUUUAAAAGAAAUUCGAAAUUGUUCAAAUUUGUUGUUUGGGAAAAAAUUUCGAAAUUAUGGUGAAAAUCGUAGAGGAUAUCUUUGGCAUUGCAAUCAAUCCAUUCACCGAGAGGGCUCAGGUGGUGCGACGCUAUACGAUUAGCAAUUCGAAUCACUUGUCCGUGAAGAUCAUUCAGUUGGGCGCAACGAUACAGAGCAUCAGCUGCGUGGAUGCCUACCAUAAAGUGGAUGAUGUUGUCUUGGGCUUCAACGACGUGGCCGGCUAUGAGGCGAACCGCAGUCGACACUUCGGCUGCAUGCUCGGACGCGUAGCCGACUGUGUGGCCAAUGCGGAGUUCAUGAUGGAUAGGCGGAAGGUGAGGCUAGCGCGAAACUUAAACAAUCAUCAUGUCGAUGGCGGUUUCAUUGGCUUCGAUCGCAUCAUUUGGGACUUGCAUAUGAUACUGCCCGAUGGCAUUACGCUCAGUCAUAAGUCCGCAAACGAGCACGAGGGCUAUCCGGGCAAUCUAAUGGUGCUGCUCCAUUUCACGAUGGACGACGACAAUCGGUUCUACAUGCGGAUCGAGGCGCGCACCGAUCAGACGACGCCCGUCAAUAUCACCAAUCAUUGCUAUUUCAAUUUGGCCGGACAGAAGGCGGGCCGCAAGGGCAUACUGGAGCAUCGGCUGGUGAUAGCCGCAGAUGAUAUCAUUGAGACGAACGAGGACGCGCUGCCGACGGGCCGAUUCAAGCAAGUAAACGACACCGUUUACGAUAUGCGUGUGCCGGCCUUCAUUGGCGAUCGUUUGCGACAGUUCGAGAACAAAUCGUUGCCCGGGUUCGAUGUGUGCUAUGCCAUCGACAAGGAUUUCGAUGCGAAUAUCUUGCAUUUCGUUGGGCGUUUCCUGCAUCCCGAAUCGGGCCGCUAUAUGGAGAUACACAGCAAUCAGCCGGGCAUGCGCUUUGAGACAGCCAACAAGUUUCCAGACGAUAUGCGGGACGAGGAGCCCAUUAUGGGCAAAAACUGUGCUCGAUACUAUCAGUACUCCGGUUUUAGUGUGCAGCUGGAAAAGUUUCCCGAUACAAUGAAUAAUCUCGAUUUUCCCACUGCCUUCAUAAUGCCAAGUGAACUGUACUUUCAUGAGACCGUCUAUACGUUCGGUGUGCAGGAGUCGUGGAAAUGCUGCGCUACGCCCGAAGAACUCGAAGAACUUGGGCCUGAUCUCGUUCGAUAUACCUAGCAGCCAAAUCGAUUGUUUUUCUGGGUAGUUAUGGCUAAAUUUUCAAUUUGCAAUGUAUUUUACUAUAUCUUUAUGUAUCUUUAAUUAUGCUGUAUAUACGUAAUAUAUACAUAUUCAAUAAUCGAUAACAA
Drosophila hydei is the source of this 1388-nucleotide messenger RNA. Its product is annotated as aldose 1-epimerase. Bases 94 to 1257 code for a protein of 387 amino acids. The transcript has a single exon. Gene Ontology annotation, biological process: glucose metabolic process; beta-D-galactose catabolic process via UDP-galactose, Leloir pathway. The record is from RefSeq and is a predicted model, not a curated record. NCBI's taxonomy places the organism in Eukaryota, Metazoa, Arthropoda, Insecta, Diptera, Drosophilidae. Gene Ontology annotation, molecular function: aldose 1-epimerase activity; carbohydrate binding.